This is a messenger RNA of Papaver somniferum (opium poppy), 1527 nucleotides long. RefSeq lists its product as uncharacterized. The transcript has a single exon. Bases 1 to 1527 code for a protein of 508 amino acids. NCBI's taxonomy places the organism in Eukaryota, Viridiplantae, Streptophyta, Magnoliopsida, Ranunculales, Papaveraceae. Gene Ontology annotation, molecular function: nucleic acid binding; RNA-DNA hybrid ribonuclease activity. The record is from RefSeq and is a predicted model, not a curated record.
AUGGAAAAAUUAAAUCUUGCUUUACUCACAAAGCUUGCUUGGAGGGUAUGUACUAAAGAGGGUCAACUUUGGGUACAGAUAUUUGGGAGUAAAUACUUCAAAUACGAGAAUAUUCUUCAUCAAAAUAUUGAAGCUAAGAACUGCUCAUAUAUGUGGAAUGGCAUCACCAAAGGUCUGAAGAUCAUCCAAGAUAAUUAUUUCAUGGAAAUUAAUAAUGGCAGGAAAACCAGAAUCUGGAAGGACAGGUGGGUUCCAAGUUUGAAUCAUCCACCCAUCCCAAUGUAUGAUAUGCACAGGUUCUAUGAGACUGUGGAUGAACUAAUCAUCUCAGAUUCAGCAACAUGGAAUAUACCUCUCCUAGAUAGCUUGUUUGAUACCAUUACUUCCAAGAAAAUUCAGGACAUCUUCAUUGACAACUCAAAAGAAGAUAUAAUGAUUUGGACUCCAGCAAAAGAUGGUAAAUUCACAGUUAAGAGUGCUUACAACCACCUCGCCAGAAGUACCAAUGAUACUCAAGUUAAUGGUUCUCUUGUCCAGCCUGAAGUUUGGAAAGCCUUGUGGAGUUGCAGUGUUGCUCACAGAAUUAAGCUUUUCUCGUGGAAAUGCCUUCAUGAAUGCCAUCCAACUAGAUAUAAACUUGCAGUACAUAACCCUGAUAUGGAAACCCAAUGUGGAAUCUGUGGAAGAGAAGAGGAGACAAUAGAACAUUUACUUUUUGAUUGUAGACAUGCCAGGGCUGUCUGGAGGAACGUUAAUAUAGAUAUUGAUGCAGUCAAAACUAAUUGUGGCAGUCUUUCCGAUUGGGUAUUAAGCUGGUUUAAUGGAUGUAACUCAGCUCUGAAUGAACAAUUGUUAUUCACAUGUAUGAUUGGCGCCUGCAUCAUAUGGAAAGAUAGAUGUGAAAAGAUUUUUCAGGGAGUUAAUCUAAACCCUAUUUCCUCAGCUCACAGGAUUCAAUACCAUUUAAGUUCUCAUUUGCAUGAAAAUUUAAAUAGUAGUCCGUACUGCGUUGAUGAUAAUAAGUCUAAUUGGUGCUCUCCUGUACAAGGCAUAGCUAAAUUUAAUGUUGACACUUCCUUUGAUCACAAUACUAACCAGAAUGGUACUGGUGUUGUUCUUCGUGACUAUACAGGUAACUGCGACGGGAUCAGAGGGAGUUUCAAUUAUGGAGUCCUAAAUCCAGAGCAAGGAGAGUGUCUAGCGGCUCGUGAAGCGCUAUCGUGGGCUAAAGAAAUGAAGCUAGACGAUAUUCAAAUUGAAGCUGACGCUCAAGUGGUGAUAAAAGCUAUUACUGAGGAUCCAUGGCUAGUGCAUUGGGAAAACAAAAACUUAAUCACAGAAAUAAAGCAUCCGAGUUCUUUUUUUAAUUCCUGCAACUUUACCUUUGUUGGGAGAGAGGAUAAUCAAGUUGAUAAAUCUAUCGCCAAAAAUGUUAGAGCUUUAGUAGUUGAUACGCAUAAGUUUGAUAAUUUUGGGAAAGACAUUUGUGAUCUUUUAGCCCAAGAUCAAAACAAUAUUUCUGGUUAA